Messenger RNA from Guillardia theta CCMP2712, 912 nucleotides. RefSeq lists its product as hypothetical. Lineage: Eukaryota; Cryptophyceae; Pyrenomonadales; Geminigeraceae. Gene Ontology annotation, cellular component: microtubule. Gene Ontology annotation, molecular function: GTP binding; FMN adenylyltransferase activity. The transcript has 4 exons. The record is from RefSeq and is a predicted model, not a curated record. Gene Ontology annotation, biological process: FAD biosynthetic process; microtubule-based process. The annotation marks the transcript as partial.
AUCGAUCGCAUCCUGGACGUGUUCGAGCCCGGUCAGCUCGCACUCUCCUUCAAUGGCGGGAAGGACUCGACAGUGCUGAUGCACCUGAUCAAAGAAGCGUGCGACCUUCACCCCACCCACAGCUUCACCCACAUCCAACCCAUCUGGUUUCAGAACCCUGACAAUGAGUUCCCUGAGAUGCAGCAGUACGUCCGACAAGUUGCCGACGAGCACUUCACGUACGAUGAGGGUCUCAAGACGGUCGCAGACGAGAAGCUCAACAGGCUAUGGACUAUGCACAUCACCAACCCCAGAGACUUCAUCGACGCGCUCGUCUACCUCUCGUCCUCCACCGGCCUGCGCUCGACGAUCAAGGAGCCUUCACUGAUGCGGUUCAGCCCCAUCCUUGAGUGGUCCUACCGAGAUAUCUGGGACUUCAUCCAGGCGUUGGAGCUCCCGUACUGCAGCUUGUACGAUGAAGGUUACACCUCCAUCGGGUCCGUCAUUGACACGGUCAGAAAUCCUGCGCUCCUCCGACAGAACAUGGAGCCGCUGCUGACCAAGUACUUUCCAGCUUGGAGCCUCAUGGACGAGAGCAAGGAGAACGGCUCUAGGAUCAAGGCUCUCACCCAGAGCGCGAUUGGGCCCGACGGCCAGCGGUCCAACACAGCAGGAGACACAGCAGCGGUGCUGAUCAUCGGAGAUGAGAUUGUGUCCGGUCUGAUCGAAGAGGACUACUCUCACAUCCUUGGAGGAGCCCUGCAGAACGUGGGCAUUGCGCUGAAGCAGGUGAUGAAGAUCGAGAAUGACGUCGACGUCAUCGCGUUCAUGGUAAGGAGGAUGAGUCCAGUACACAAGUACCUCUUCAUCGCCGGAGGAACCGGCGCUGGGCAUGAGGAUGUCACGCUGACGGCUGUGGCGAAAGCGUUCGGG